This is a messenger RNA of Aspergillus versicolor CBS 583.65, 1482 nucleotides long. Its product is annotated as flavin monoamine oxidase family protein. The record is from RefSeq and is a predicted model, not a curated record. NCBI's taxonomy places the organism in Eukaryota, Fungi, Ascomycota, Eurotiomycetes, Eurotiales, Aspergillaceae. Gene Ontology annotation, molecular function: oxidoreductase activity. Bases 1 to 1482 code for a protein of 493 amino acids. The transcript has 3 exons.
AUGCCUCGUAGCAGGGAAGGCUUCCAGUGGACUCCCACAUCAGUCACCGUCGGUCUCGAGACCCAGGCAGUUAUCCCCAGCACCCCUGAGUCCGAGCUUAAAUCUUCAUACGAUGUGAUUGUCAUCGGCGCUGGCUAUACUGGCCUGACUGCAGCACGCGAUAUCUCCCUCGCUCAUGGCUCCAACGUUCUGCUGGUCGACGCACGCGAUCGCAUUGGAGGCCGCACCUGGACUGCCUCAGCUCUGGGAGAGAACUUUGAGAUGGGAGGCACCUGGAUCCAUUGGAACCAACCCCAUUUCUUCGCACAGGCGUACAGAUAUGGCCUUGACCGGUUUAUCAAGACAUCAAGUGGCACCGAAAAGCCGGAGAAAGCCAUAUACAAAGCAGCGACCGGAGCUCCCCAUGGGAUCGACGUCCAGGCAAUGGAUGACAGCAUGGAGAAGAUCGGACAGGCUUUCUUCAGCCCUGACGGACUCACCAGCCGCGAACUCAUGCCCUAUCCCCACGACCCAUUCCGGGCACCAGCGCUGUGGACGCGGUAUGACGAGCUCAGUCUGAAAGACCGGAUGGAUCAGUUACCUGGGUUCUCUUCGCCAGACAAGGAGCACUUCGAGGCGCUGAUGACCAGCAUUGGCAGUGCACCUGGAACCGAUAUUGGAUUCGUCGAGCCCCUUCGCUGGUUUGCACUGGGCGGGCACACAGUAUCUGGCAUGUUUGAGAUUAUCGAGACUUUCAAGCUGGGAGCCGGAGGACAGACUGCGCUGGCUCGGAGCAUGCUGAAUGACUAUCGUGGCCAUGUUAAGAUGCAGAUGCCCGUUAAGACGAUUGACCAGAGUUCCAAGGGCGUUGUGGUUACUUCGUCCACUGGAAGGGCUUUCGAAGCAAAAUAUGCCGUGUGCACCAUUCCCCUAAAUGUACUUCAGGAUAUCGAAUUCAACCCUCCGUUCAGCCCCCUGCGCCAGGAGGCCAUCCAGAAAGGACACAUGAACAAGGGGGCGAAAUUCCACUUCAAGCUGGAUAAACCUGAGUUUCCCUGGCUUGCAAUGGUGAAUGCAUAUGGCAGUUCCUCCUGGGUGCUCGCAUUCUCCGACCACAACGGCACCGGCAAGAACGAGGGAAGCGGCAAUUACGCCAUCGGAUUUGGGUAUAACGGACACCUUGGGACUCGCGAGGCUAGUGAUGAGAUAGUUUCCAGCUUCAAUCAGUAUGUUCGGCCUGAUGUCAAGGUAGCCUCGUAUUUGACUCAUGACUGGGUGAAUUACCACUGGUCCAAGGGAGCAUGGAGUACCUGGGGCCCGGGGGAGAUGUCCAGGUACCUGUCUGAGCUGCAGAAAGACCAUGGACGUGUUCUCAUGGCCAGCUCCGACUGGGCUGAUGGAUGGCGAGGAUUCAUUGACGGGGCUAUUGAGAGGGGGACCGUCGCUGCGAGGAGCGUGGGGGAGCGUCUGUCCAGUACUGCCACUCUGGUUUCGAAGCUAUAA